AUGGAUGUGACUCCUCUCUAUCAAGGCUCUUGUCUUUGCGGAGGAGUCUCAUUCACCAUGACGGUCGAACCUCCAGAGAUCAACUCUUGUUUCUGCAUACAUUGUCGGAAGAACGCCGGAGGGCCUUGUCAAAUAAAUGCCAUGUGGUCAGAGAGGAACAUGACGAUCCACGACCGGGAGAAGCUAGUGAACUCCUUCAUCCUCACGAAUACAGCCAGCGGUCAUCCAAAGAUCAAGUGCUUUUGCAAGGUCUGUGGGUGCACGCUCUGGACGAUCUUCGAACGAGGGGACGAAGUGUUCCGGAAUGUUCGUGUGGGACUCAUCGAGGAUGGGAUCGAGCGACUACGCCCACUAACAGAAUUCUUCAUCAAACGCAGACCACCGUACGUCUUGCCUUUUGAAGGCGCAAGACAGCUGCAGGAAGACGAGCCUGAUGAGCUAGAAUAGCCGUGUCAUCUUUCCUUUUUCCAUGUAUACCAACAUCUUAUGUGCUGUAGCCCUACCAAUGAC
Dacryopinax primogenitus is the source of this 510-nucleotide messenger RNA. RefSeq lists its product as uncharacterized. The record is from RefSeq and is a predicted model, not a curated record. Bases 1 to 447 code for a protein of 148 amino acids. NCBI's taxonomy places the organism in Eukaryota, Fungi, Basidiomycota, Dacrymycetes, Dacrymycetales, Dacrymycetaceae. Gene Ontology annotation, molecular function: carbon-sulfur lyase activity. The transcript has 3 exons.